AUGAAGACGUUGACGGGAUCGCUCGUCGCCUUGACGUGGACGACUUUCUUCUCCGCCUGUGCCCACGGGUGGCCAGCGCAUGACGAGAUCGUCCAGUCCAUCCAGGAACGCGCCACCGCUGACUUCAUCGAUCUCGAGGCAAUACCUGGCUUCAACCUCAGUUCCGCUCUUGACAGCAUCGCGUCGACGUACCUCGGUGACCAGGUGCAAGAGCUGCUACAGCGCAACAGCUCCAAUGUCACCACCAUCGUCGAUGUGCACGCCGGCGGGAAUCCAACCCCCUUCUGGAACGUCAGCGGGCAUCUUAACUUCAUGACGAGCCAAGGCAUCUCGCACGCGGUUGUGGCAUUCUCCUCGCCCGGCGCAAACGUGUAUCCUGGCAAUCGAGAAGCGACCAAUGCGCUUGCUCGGCUGAUCAACGAGCAGUCCGCAGCGUACGCGCGAGUCUACCCCAGGCACUUCUCGUUUUACGCCGUCGUGCCACUGCCAUAUACCCAGGAUGCCAUCGCCGAAGCCAUAUAUGCUCUGGACGCGCUUGGAGCCACCGGUAUCGCGCUCUACUCCAACUUCGAAGGUCGAUACCUUGGUGACCCGGCCUUCACGCCCUUCUUCCAAGCUAUGAAUGCGCGCGGGGCCGACCAGAUCAUAUACGUUCACCCAACGACCCCGUACUUACGCAUCAACGGCUCACUCAUCGAAGCAAACCCAACAACGUAUCCAACCGGCAACAUAGAAUUUUACUUCGAAACCGCGCGCGUACUCCAAGACCUCGCCGUCACGCAGACAAUCCUCAACUUCACCAACAUCAACUACAUCAUCCCGCACGUCGGCGGCGCAUUCCCGUCUGUCGCGGACCGCCUGUUGAAGUCGUUCCCCGCGAUCUACGACAGCACCCUCGAGGCUUUGCAGACACGCUUCUACUGGGAUUCCGCGGGCCUAACGUACUUCCACCAGGUCGGUGGCCUUCUCGCGUACGACAUACCGGCAUCGCAGCUCUUGUUUGGUACAGAUUACCCGUACGCGCCAAUCUUCACGUAUGCGCCUUCGCUGGUAGGGAUUGAGACGUCGCGGUUCGUGGACGAUGCCGAGCGUACGGGUAUCUUCUUUCGCAACGCGCAGAGGCUCUUUUGUAAUUACGCCUUCUAUUAG
This is a messenger RNA of Alternaria novae-zelandiae, 1149 nucleotides long. RefSeq lists its product as uncharacterized. Gene Ontology annotation, cellular component: cytoplasm; cytosol. The record is from RefSeq and is a predicted model, not a curated record. Gene Ontology annotation, molecular function: hydrolase activity; carboxy-lyase activity. The transcript has 3 exons. NCBI's taxonomy places the organism in Eukaryota, Fungi, Ascomycota, Dothideomycetes, Pleosporales, Pleosporaceae. Gene Ontology annotation, biological process: secondary metabolic process. Bases 1 to 1149 code for a protein of 382 amino acids.